Carassius gibelio (silver crucian carp) is the source of this 3570-nucleotide messenger RNA. RefSeq names its product SLAM family member 5. Lineage: Eukaryota; Metazoa; Chordata; Actinopteri; Cypriniformes; Cyprinidae. The record is from RefSeq and is a predicted model, not a curated record. The coding region runs from base 870 to 1847 and encodes 325 amino acids. The transcript has 6 exons.
CUGAAACAUCUCAGUUGAUGGUGAUUGGCUCCUGUGCUUAAGGAUGAAUCAUGAUCUGAUGUAAACUUCCCUUGUUAUUUCAUCCCUGUCAACGGACUUUAUGAUUUAUAGACUCACCUCUAAACUGGUAUUCAGAUUAGAGUUCUAGGAAAUUUUUUUUUUUUUUUUUUGCUGAGAGGAAAAUUACAUGAAGGUGUUAAGAUAAGAGACGAGCUGCAAACCACAAGUUGAACAAAAUAAAUACAAUCAUGCAAGAAAAAAAAAUCCUGCACUACAACACAGUUCCUGCUCAAAGUCUUCAUCCUGUUUGUGUCAGUGAAAGAGCUGAAUUUCCCUUGAUCUUCUUAAAGCUACUGUAAAGACGUCUGGAGGACUGAUCCCCACGCUGUGUUUAGGCUACUGUUCAUCUGCGCUUAUCUCUGAGACGAUAGGGCUAGGAGGACCCCUAAAGGGCGGAGCGAUUUGGUCGAAAUAUAUGGAAACUGAAAUCAAGAAGUAGCCUAGAGUUUUCAAUACCGUUGCCUAUUUCUUUUUUCUUAACAGAAAAAAAGACCCCGUGCGUUUUUAAAAUGGAUGGAUGUGCUACCACAGUUUUCAGGAUAUAAUAUUGCAAUCGACGUAGGCCUACAGUCCCACGCAAAUCUUAUAAGACAAUAGAUCUUAUUAUUUUUUUUAUUUAUUUUUUUGUAGCCCAUCUUAAAAAUGUAAAGCGAAAUCGAUACUAACGUAACUGUUUUAAUGCACUGAUAGCGCUAUUGUCUUUGUUGUAAGCGUUUAAGGCUACUUUUAAUAUCUGCUUCGUUUUUGUUUUGAAAAAGGCGGACGAGCAAGCUCGCUCUACUAAACCAUGAGGAGAUUAUUAUUUGGAUAUGUCGGGAUAUGUGAAUAUGGUUUAUAAAUAUUUUUUCCUCUGUCUAUGGAUUUGGUUCUCACAUGGUGUGUUUGGUGAUACAGAUGUAAUGAAGUCAGUAUCAGUGAUGGAGGGCGAUUCUGUCACUCUAAACGCUGAUGUUAAUUUACAGAAAGAUGAUCAGAUACUGUGGAUGUUUAAAGUUAACAAUACAACCACCCUUAUUGCUGAUAGACAGAAGAUCUAUAUAGGUAACAGAACGGUGACGUUCAGAAACAGACUGCAGAUGGACAGCCAGACUGGAUCUAUGACCAUCAGAAACAUCAGAACUGAACACUCUGGACUUUAUAAACUACAAAUCAUCCAAGAUGACGUUACAUACAAGAGUUUCAUUGUUGCUGUCUAUGCUCCUCUUCCCAUUCCUAUCAUCACCAGAGACACGUCAAACUCUUCAUCAUCAUCAUCAUCAUCUUCUGAACGGUCAUCAGUGUCCAGAUGUGUCCUGCUGUGUUCAGUGGUGAAUGUGGGUCAUGUGACUCUCUCCUGGUACAAAGGAAACAGUUUAUUGUCCAGCAUCAGUGUGUCUGAUCUCAGCAUCAGUCUCUCUCUACCUCUGGAGGUGGAAUAUCAGGAUAAAAACAGCUACAGCUGUGUGCUCAACAAUCCCAUCAGCAACCAGACUCAACAUCUGGACAUCACUCAGCUCUGUCACACAUCUACAGGAACCUUUCAGCAGUCACAGACAAUGGUAUUGUUAAUUAGUUUUGCGGUGGUGCUUGUCUUGGCAGUUGUGGGGGCGAUAUACUUCAACUGCAGGAGACGCAAACCAGCAGGAUCAGAAGACUUAUUUGAACAAUGUGAUAUUAUCAUUAAAACAGUCCAGACUUGUGAGGAAGAGGUGCUUUAUGCCGAAACAACAUUUUGUGCACGCGGUGCUCACAGUACGAAACCAGAUGAAGAGCACCACGUCAUAUACUCGAGUGUUAAUGUGAAAUGACAUGAUCAGUGGUAUAAGCCUUUUUUUUUCUUUUUCUUUUUGCAACUGAUAUGAAACCAGCAUGUAAAAGUCAUUUAAGUAUUCACUUCUCUAGCUUCCACAGUCAUUUCAUGUCAUAGAAUGCUAACAAACACAUGAACAUUCUAUAUUUGUAUUAAUCAUUUUUCCGGAAUACUUGACUUUGAUUGGCCAGCAGUUAUGGAGCAGUCAAAUAUUUCUGAGUAAUCUCCACUCAUGUGGGUAACUCAGUAUAACGGACCAUUUCUCCGGAAAAUGGAAUAGACAUGUUUUAAUGGAUUAUUCCCAGUGUUUACAUUAGACCUUCAGUGUUUGGUGUCAGUUUAAUCUAACAUGCUGUAUCUUGUUCUGUGGGUAGAUGUUUACCUGUUAGGCAAGGCAUGUUCAUGCAAGCUCAGCUCUGUUACUGGAAUCUUUAUUUUAAAUCCUUCAUAAACACUUACGUUUACAUAAAAGCCUUCAAUCUUUUUUUCUGCUAUCUGCUCUUUUAAAAAUGUACUUAUUCUGCUAUUAAUUGUGUACAAAAUCUAUAUUUAUGUACAUCAUUUUCUAUAAUUUUUGGAUCAGAAAAUGUAUUAUGCAUUUAUACUUUUGUAUUGAAAUGCCUAUUUUGUAUUAUUGUAAAUGAAAGUCAGUGUACGAUUCAUAUGAACAGUUUGAAUUUGUCUACACAUUUUGAUCAAAUGUUUUGUGUUCUCUUGGUUCUUUCCUGCAGCUCCAGAAUGAUUAGUUGGGUAACAUUUACAUCAUUUUGAUUUGCUCACAGGGGGUUCACUGGAGUCACUGGAUCUAGUCUGACUGCUUCUGCCUUUUAGAUGAAUGGGAAUUUUAAUGGUUUACUCUCUUCAGUUAUUAUAUAUAUACUUCCUUUUUUUCAAACAGAUUAGAUCCUGAAUGUUUGACACCCUUUUUAAUCAAACCCUAACCGACAACUGUUAGUUGUCAGCUGUUAGUUGUUCAGCUUGUCUGACUGGACAUGUUUGUGUUACUAAUACUGGGACAUUUCCACUGUAUUUUAAAAUUUGCUCUAUGAGCUCAUCAGAAAAGUGAAGUAAUAGUCAGGGUUUUCUGUAAUGUGUCCCCGACUGAUUUUGACAUACUGUACUCUCACAGCUAAAUCAUAAUCACAGUUUCUAGCAAAGACCAUGUGUUUGUUGUUAAACCAGUGUUGCACCACUACAAAUAAUUUUGCCAAUUACUGACAUGUUCAGUCCAACUCAAAACAGAUCAAGUUUGUCAUGUUUUAAAGAUGUCAUUAUGGACUUACACAGUAAUCAUUUGACUAGAAGAAUCUUGCCUCUGUGCUCGAGUUGUAAAACGUGGUGAAUUCAUGCAAGUGACACUAGAGGGAGCCAGAGCUUUAAGCAAUAAGCUGCAUACUGAAAGCCAUUUGGUUCAGAACUACAGCCACGAACAGAAAGAACUACAAACAUGGUGGAUGUGAGUGAGACGCUCUGAAACGGAUUGCAUAUGGAUUCGUCUUCUCUCUAUAGCUCUCGCGAUACUUUGAUGUCAUACACUUAUGGUUUCAAAACAUUAUAAUAUUUACUACAGAAAUGUUACUACAUUUUACAUGGUAAGACAAAAUACAUUUCUCGAAAUUUUUAACACUCCAGUAAAGGAUACUACAACAUGGUCAGGGCAAAACAUAUACUAUUAAAACAUGCAAAUUCCUUAAAACGAAUAAAAAACAUCUUAAGAAGUA